Ficedula albicollis (Collared flycatcher) is the source of this 8348-nucleotide messenger RNA. It is a transcript of the gene ADAMTS12, whose product is annotated as ADAM metallopeptidase with thrombospondin type 1 motif 12. Gene Ontology annotation, molecular function: metalloendopeptidase activity. Gene Ontology annotation, biological process: extracellular matrix organization; proteolysis. The record is from RefSeq and is a predicted model, not a curated record. Bases 1 to 4896 code for a protein of 1631 amino acids. Gene Ontology annotation, cellular component: extracellular matrix. Lineage: Eukaryota; Metazoa; Chordata; Aves; Passeriformes; Muscicapidae. The transcript is spliced from 24 exons.
AUGGGCUACGGGGUACUUCAGCCGGGGAGCCCCCGCCAUGCCCUGCUGCCGCCUCACAGAGCGGUGGGAAUCGGGUCAACCUCCCGCCUGCUCCAACACCUCCUCCCGCGGCGGGGGACACUCUGCCAGGGCGUGUGCGGGGCGGCGAGGGGCUUGUCCCGGCCCGAGAGCAGCGAGGGGAUGCCGGCCGUGCCGGGGGCCCUCCCGCAUCCAGGACCUUUUGCGCUGUCCAGAGGCUGUGCAAACUGCAGGCAUGAAGAGCAAUUUGUGAAGACAGUACCAGAAUACCAUGUGGUUCAUCCAGCAAGAGUAGAUGCAAGUGGGCAUUUUCUUUCUUUUAAUUUAUACCAUCGCAUCUCAAGCCCGAGGAAGAAGAGACAUCUUGGAAAAAGUGAAAAUGUGGUAUAUUACAAAAUUAAUCAUGAGGAGAAGGAUCUGUUUUUUAACUUGACUGUCCACAUGGGAUUUCUUUCCCGUAACUAUGUAGUAGAAAGGAGACGUGGCAACCACACCAGAGCGAAGAUUUCGACUCACUCUGGAGUUCCUUGCCACUUCCUUGGCACAGUGUGGCAGCCUGGCUCCGGCAGUGGGACAGCAGCCAUCAGCACUUGCAGUGGCCUGACUGGAUAUUUCCAUCUGCCCCAUGGGGAUUACUUCAUUGAGCCAAUUAAAAAGCAUCCACAGAAGGAGGGAACUCCACAUCCCCAUAUUGUCUAUGGUGCAAAUAACCUUCAAAAUGCUGCAAGGAGAAGACGGGCCAUCCUGAUGGACAAGGAACAAGCAUGUGGACUGAACGAUACCCACAGCUUUUUCAAGCAGCAGGAGCAGCGGAGAGAGAGAUGGGAACAAAAUCACGCGGCUGUCAGAAGGGUUUCCCGGCGCUCAGUCAGCAAGGAGCGAUGGGUGGAGACGCUUGUGGUUGCAGACAGUAAAAUGGUGGAAUAUCAUGGAAGUGACCAUGUGGAGUCAUAUAUCCUCACUAUAAUGAAUAUGGUCACAGGGUUGUUCCACGAUCCAAGCAUUGGCAAUGCAAUCCACAUUGUCCUGGUCCGGCUCAUCCUCUUUGAGGAGGUGGAGCAAGGCUUGAAGAUAGUGCACCAUGCUGAUAAGACAUUAGCCAGCUUCUGCAAGUGGCAGAAGAGUGUCAAUCCCAAGAGUGAUGUCAACCCCACACACCAUGAUGUGGCUGUCCUUCUCACCAGAAAGGACAUUUGUGCUGGCAUGAACCGUCCCUGUGAAACCUUGGGCUUGUCUCACCUGUCAGGCAUGUGUCAGCCUCACAGGAGCUGCAACAUCAAUGAGGACUCUGGCCUUCCCUUGGCUUUCACUAUUGCUCAUGAACUUGGACACAGUUUUGGAAUCCAGCACGAUGGAAAGGAGAAUGACUGUGAGCCUGCUGGAAAGCGCCCGUAUAUUAUGUCCCGGCAGUUGCAGUAUGAUCCUACUCCACUCACCUGGUCACAGUGCAGCAAGGAGUACAUCACACGGUUCCUAGAUCGUGGAUGGGGAUUCUGUCUGGAUGAUAUCCCCCAGAAAGAAGUUCUGAAAUCCCCAAUCAUUGCUCCUGGAGUCAUUUAUGAUGUGCACCACCAAUGCCAGCUUCAGUAUGGUUCCAAUGCUACAUUCUGUGAAGACGUGGAUAACCUUUGCCAGACGCUCUGGUGCUCGGUGAAAGGCUCCUGCCGCUCCAAACUGGAUGCAGCUGCGGACGGCACUAGGUGUGGAGAAAACAAGUGGUGCUUCUCUGGUGAGUGCAUUACAGUAGGGAAGACUCCUGAAGCAAUCCAUGGCGAGUGGGGCGUUUGGUCGUCCUGGUCCCACUGCACCAGGACAUGUGGGGCAGGAGUUCAAAGCGCAGAGAGGCCGUGUGAUAAUCCAGAACCCCAGUUUGGAGGAGACUACUGCACUGGGGAAAGGAAACGCUAUCGCAUGUGCAACAUCAGCCCCUGUCACAAAGACUUGCCCACCUUCCGUCAGAUGCAGUGCAGUGAAUUUGAUACAGUUCCCUACCAGAAUGAAUUCUACCACUGGGUUCCUGUUUAUAACACAGCAAACCCCUGUGAGCUCCACUGUCGCCCAGUAGAUGGCCAUUUCUCAGAGAAGAUGCUGGAUGCAGUCACUGAUGGUACUCCUUGCUUUGAAGGAAGGCACAGCCGAGAUAUCUGUAUUAAUGGCAUGUGUAAGGCUGUUGGCUGUGAUUAUGAGAUAAAUUCCAACGCAACAGAAGACCAGUGUGGAGUUUGCCUGGGAGAUGGCUCUGCUUGUCGUACAGUGAAGAUGAUGUUUAAUCAAAGUGAAGGAUUUGGAUAUGUUGAUAUUGGGCUAAUUCCAAAAGGUGCAAGGGGGAUCAAAGUCAUGGAAGUUACAGAAUCAGGAAAUUUCCUUGCUGUGCGAAGCAAAGACCCAGGAAAAUACUACCUGAAUGGAGGCUUUAUCAUCCAGUGGAAUGGUGAAUACAAAGUGGCAGGCACAAUAUUUCAGUAUGACAGAACAGGGGAUCUGGAAAACCUGACUGCUCCAGGACCCACCAAUGAAUCAAUAUGGAUUCAGCUACUUUUUCAAGAAACUAAUCCUGGAAUCGAGUAUGAAUACACUGUACGUAAAGAAGAAAGUGCUGAGAAUGAGAUUGGAGAGCCAGAGUUCUUUUGGCAAUAUGGAGAGUGGACAGCCUGCAGUGUUACCUGUGGAAGAGGGGUGCAGAGGCAGAUCGCCCACUGCGAGUGGAGGGGCAGCGGAGCCACCAGGAACUCCUUCUGUGACCCGGCCACGCAGCCCCAGGGGCGGCAGAAGAAGUGCCACGAGCGGGACUGCCCGCCCAGGUGGUGGGCAGGGGAAUGGCAGAAAUGUUCAACCACAUGUGGCCCAACAGGCCAGAAGAAGAGAACUGUGCUUUGCAUCCAGACAGUGGGAUCUGAUGAGCAGGCACUGGAUGUCACAGAGUGCCAGCACCUGCUUAAACCAAAGACCUAUCUGUCAUGCAACAGAGAUAUCUUGUGCCCAUCUGACUGGACAGUGAGCAACUGGACUGAGUGCACAGUCACUUGUGGUGGUGGAAUCAGGACUCGUAAUGUCACUUGUGCCAAAAAUAAUGAUGAGCCAUGUGACAGCUCUAAGAGACCAAACUCUAAGGCCCUGUGUGGUCUUCAGCAAUGCCCUUCUGCUGGAAGAUUUCUGAUGCCCCCACAGGCACCCAGAAGAGGCAAGAUCAUAAUCAGAAAAACAGCUGCUGAUCCUGAACGGAAUCUUCCUCGCAGAAUACCCAGGCCAAACCCCAGGUUCCAUACAACAACAAAAAUACCCAAGCAUGGAAGCGUAACUCCCUGUCUGCCUACAUCCUCUGGUUUGGUAAAUGUCUCAGGAAAAGAGGGAGCAGCCAACAGGACAUUGCAAAAUAAUUUUGCUGAAUCAAGUGAUGUUUACAAACACCCAGUUGUUUCUACUAGAAAUAGCUCAUAUCAAAAUAAUACUUCAUGGCCUUUUCAUAACAACUUAAGUACUGAAAUUAUAAGCCAUGCUGAAAACACUUCUAAAAGUGAACCAGUUUCUACUGCAGAGACAGAAAUGCAAAGAAGUGACGACGCUCCUGUUUCCUUUUUUACCAGUAAUCCAGAAAUAACUUCCAGCUAUGAUUACUUAACUGAGGAAUCUUACAACACUGAUGGGCCACUUGGAGUCAGCCAGAAAACAGCUGAUCUCUUUUACAGCACAGAACUCAAUCUUGAAAUCAGGACCAGAAGCACAACCUUGGACACUGCCUCUCCUGUCACUCAGAGUGAGACUGUGACUUCUCAGUCCCCACCAGCAUCUCACCACAGAGACCCUUCUGUGCUCAAUCCUGUUAGCAGAGCAGCACAAGGGCUGGCAUUUCCAACAGCAGCAAACCCUGUCAGUCUGCAGGUUGAUGUGCCUGUUGUAGAGGUAACUACCCCACAAGCACUGGUUACAGAAAUGCCCACAGGGCUUGGUGGUGCACCGAGAGAUCAGACUGACAGCAGAGAAGAAAUAAAGCUGCCUGACACCAUAGCUACCAGCACACAAUCCUCAGCUCUCAAGCAUGCUCUGAACAACCAAAGUGCAGCAUCUGAGGGUGUUUUAAUGAAUGUCACAGACAACAGCCACGUAAUAACAUCCAACAGUUUGCCAAGUGAUGUCUACUGGAUAGUAGGCAACUGGAGUGAGUGCUCUACCACCUGUGGAAUGGGGGUUUUCUGGAGACAUGUGGAGUGCAGCAGCAGGGACACAUCUCACUGUCAGGACAUGAAAAAGCCUGAUGCUGCAAAGAGAUGUUAUCUCCGUCCAUGUGCUAGCUGGAAAACAGGAAAUUGGAGCAAGUGCUCUGUGAACUGCAGCGGAGGCUUCAAGACCCGAGAUGUUCACUGCAUCGAUGUUCGGGAAAAGCGGCUGCUCAGGCCUUUCCAUUGCCAGUUACUCAGCUACAAACCACAGUUCAACACUAGCUGUAACACAGAGCCUUGCUUGCAAUGGCACGUGGAGCCCUGGAGUGAGUGUCCUGUUUCUUGUGGAGGGGGCAUUCAACAAAGAACUGUGAAAUGCAUGAAUACAGAAACUAAUGAAACUGAAGAUGACAGUAUGUGCAUGGAAAAAGCCAAGCCCACAAAAUAUCAGAAAUGCAAUCUGCAAGAGUGCAGGAAAAAUACAGGGCUGCCCUGCAGCAAAGACCAGCUGUCAGUUCACUUCUGCCAGAGGCUCAAAGUCAUUGGCAAGUGCUUGCUGCCAUCAAUACAGACUCAGUGCUGCUUCACAUGUAGCCAGCCCCGAAUUCGGAACAAAGCAAGACAUGGGGAUCAGCAAGGCUUCAAACAACAAAAUUACACUAAAUCUAGAAGAAAACCGCCUCAAAACCAAGAAAACAACAACCAAGCAGCUUGGCACUAGCUGCUUCUUUUUUGUUUCCUUAAAUAGGGCUUCUGUUUACAGCUUUUAUGUUCCUUAUUUUUUUCUGAACCAUCCAGCAUAAAUGGAAAUCUGAGAUGAAAACUGGGAAAACGCAUCACCUAGGGUUAUAAGUCAUAAUUUACUGCUUCAGUUUUUUAUCUCUAAUAGUCCAAAAUUUGUAACUUAAUUUUCAAUGUACCAACAGCUAGUACUUCUUAGGCAUGUGUAGGCACUAGAAACAGGCUUGCAAGAAUUUUCUGAUUUUUUGUAAUGAAUGUUUAACUUGUUCUUCCAUCUCUUUUCCAAAAUCCACUUGAAACACCAGCACUGCUUACUCAAGGGUGUUUAGUGAAAGUGGCCCUUGAGGCAAUAGACACAUACCUGUGCCAUGGGCCAGUUCUCUUUAUGCUCACUUGCCUUUAUUUUUUAGGAAUCAAGGUGAAGUGGCAGUGUUUAUCUAAAUUCAUUGCUCACUUCAUAAAUUUAAAAGCAGAGUUUUGUAAUACCUGCUUAUGAUGGGUGGGAUGAAUUGAAACAUUGUUUUUUUCAGGAGAAAAAAAAUCUUUGCUUAGUACUUGACUGAACCUCUGAAGGAUACCUCAGCUGUAACCUGUUCUUGACAGUUUUCUUCUGCUACAAAUGUCUUGCGGUAACCUGGAAACCCAUAACAUAUGGGCUGUUAAGUUCCCAAAUAUGUUUAAAACAUUUCUUGAUACCACAAAAUCCAAGCUGUUCGCAUCUGUCACCUUAAUAGUCAUAGAACCAUUUAGGUUGAAAAAGACCUUUAAGAUCAAGAAGUCCAACCUCUAAACCAUACCCCUAAGUGCCAUAUCUAAGUGUCUUUUUUACACAUUUAGGGGAGAAACUAGCGGUAUCUUUUAGACAGUUUUAUACUUUCCGUCUGAUAGAAUAAUUUCAGCAUAAAGAAAAAUCUGGUUUUGCAAAUCUUUUGCUAGACAGGCAAUAACAUUCUUAAGUAUCAUCUGUAGUUCCUCUCAACUAAAAAUUAACUAUCCAAGGCCAUUUGAAAUUAGAAAAGGCAACCAAAUCAAAACUAUGGCCAGUCUCUAUAGCUGCAGGCAUUCAGACACAAAUUAUACAUGUCAGCAGGACAUAAAAAGCUGUCAGGAAGCUGAGGGAGCAUACAGGUUGUACCAGCUUGUUCUGCAGCAGAAAUUUAACCUCAGCACUUACCCUUUGGGAAGAAUGGUGCUCUCUCUCUCUUGACUUCUCACUUCCACCAGUUUUAUGUUAGUGGUCAGCUCCAUUUAAUUCAAGAAUGUUACUGCUGCUGAACAGAGGAACCAGGAACCUUCAGUGUCAUGGUUUCCACUCUUUACAGCACAAGAAGUAAAGGAGUCACAUAGUGAGAAAGCAAAAGACUUCUAAGCUGAUGUAGGCAAGGACAAUUGGAAGUUGAGUCUUUUGCAUUUAAAAACUGAAAUAUUUCUGUUCUUUGACAAAUAAAAAAGGAAGGAAGAAGCAAUGACCUGGCCUAGCUAAACAGCUCUGCUAAUUUCAUGUUAGCUUAUAUGAUAGAAUUCAACUUUACAGACUUAAACCUUUCCUGCAGCUUCCAAAUGUGGCAUGCAGGCAUUUCAGCUGGAAACUUGCCAUAUGCGUUUUGAAAUCAAUUUUACACCAUCAGCAUAAAGGCCAACUAGCGACUGGAAACUCUGUAAUUCACACAGAUAUUGAGUGAUAGAGCUAUCCUUUCAUCCAGUAUCUCCCAGCAGGGCAUAAGCCCACAUUCACAAGAGCACUCUACCACCUCUCUCGCAGCAGACUUCUUCCCCAGUGUAAAUCCAUAAUCACAGUGGAACUGAGGGCUCCUGGGGCAGGAGUCUGAGGCCCAGUAGUGUCUGCAUAGCUCAAGCCUCAGGCAUGAGGGCAUCUCUAGCCAAAUAGCAUAUCUGUUUUUAGCUAUGCUUCACAUAGAUAUUGAAAAAACUGCGAAAACAAACUUCAGGGAACCGAGACUGGACCCUUUGAACAAAACUGGGCAUUUUGAAAAGAGCUGGACAAGAGCAGACAUUUAGAUUCCGUUGGAAUUCAGUAGGAUUUGGACACCUUGGUUCUUCUGGCUUUUUUGAAAAUCUCAGAUCUGCUUACCUUACAAUUUCAGAUUGCAGGGAAAUGCACAUUUUAUGCAGUAUAUGGUGAGACACGUGGUCAUGAAUCCAAGUGUCACUGUGGUUACAGAACUAUGACUAGCAGUAACUCUUUUUCUAGACAGACCUUUAUGAAAGUUAGGUAUUUCAGCCUGGGUAUAACAUGUUAACCUAAUGCUGGCCACAAGUCAGACUGUCAGUUUUCAAUGUCAAAGGUUUGUGUCCUUUGGCUAAAGACUUACUUCUUCACUUGAAGUCUCUGGGAGUUCAAAAUAUGCAGCAUGGCAAGGUUAGAUUUAUUAACCUCUGUGGUGCCAAUAUAACCCCAGUUUUCGGUGCUGAUAGAACAAAAUCCACUGUUAAGAAUGUGGUGCUAGGUUAACAGACAUGGGGAUGACUUGCAAUGGUGCAUGUGCAUGCAUGCACACACUGUUACAAUAACGUGUCUGUGGUGUUGCUGGCCAACGCCAGACAUGAUGCUUUUUAAGUUUCACAGUUUGCUUCUCUCCUUCUGGGGGCCCUUGAGCAAUAGAAAUCUGGGCGGUUCUUACUCCUCUGGACACUGAAGUACUGAAUCCUGUGCAGGAGCAGAGGUGUCCUGCCUGAUUUUGGAAGGAUUUGGGCAGGGCUUGGGCUCAGGCUGCGUGGUGUAGAGCACAAAACAGCCAAACAACCUGGACUGGUGGUGCUCCUCACAUUCCCAGAAGCAUUCUGUAGGAUUUGGGCGGGACAAAGUUCAGUGCAUAGGGGUACCUGCACAACAUUUUAUCCACAGAGGCCAGCAGAAGGAGGCCACAGGUAUGUGAGCGAAUGAGAAAGGAGCUGACUGAGUGGAUAUGGUGCAGGUUGGAGGAAGAUGCCUGCAGGAGUUGUCCUUUCCAGUGCUCCUUAGGGCUAGUAUGGAGUUAAACCAUUUCUGCCUUCGUUGUUUUCUUCAGGGAGCUGUUAUUUCAUUAGAAAUUAAUAAAAAGUGAAUAAAUUAUAUUACGGACAUUAGCCAGAAUAAUCUUUUUACCCAGGGAAACGCAGUCAUUACUGUUUCUCACCUUAAAACUUUAGGGAAAAUACUGUGACAGCAUGAACCGUUUCAACAGAGCAGUGCCACUGCUAUUAUGACAACUGUUCUUAAGUAAAGGUGGAUUUAGCAUGUGAACCAGAUGGUCAUUAGUCUCAAAACUGAAUUGAAUACUAAGUGCAGAGGUGUGUUAUCAGUGUAUUAUCAUAUUAGCCCGAGACACAUCAGCUUCAACAGAUUGCUCAGGAAAAAAUUUGUAUUUGCCACAUUCGCAGCUUGUUCUAACAUUUCAAGAUUUAAAAAGCAAACUAUGAUGACAUAUUUGU